AUGGAGAGAAUCGCGUGGGGAGCAACUGCCGCCAUUGAUAAGACCAAAAAAUUGACCGUUAUGAAACAGCCUUUUCCUGAGGCCAGACACGAAGUUACCUUUGAGAGGCAGGUCUACGAGAGGUUGGGAGCACAUCCACGAAUUGCAAGAUUUAUUCGUCCGUUAAGUCACACCUUUGAGAUGGAAUAUUAUCAGAUGGGCUGCAUCGAUCAAGCAAGACAGAAAAUAGAAUUCGAAAUACCGUACCUUAAAUGGGCUGAGCAGAUUGCAGAAGGCCCGGUUUUUAUACACAGCAAGGGCGUCAUUCACUAUGACCUAAGGUCGCCCAAUAUACUGGUAACUGAAACAUUAGAUGUCGUUUUAGCCGACUUUGCCUCAAGUUCAAUGGAUGGGGUCAGGGUUUCUAGCGUGUACAACAAGACUAGAUAUCGACAACCAAGCUUCGAUGAGUUUAAGUACGAAAGCUAUCAAUAUACCAUCCAGGAUGAUGUUUUUGCGUUUGGUAGUGUGAUAUACGGCCUUAUUACCGCAGCAGAGCCGUAUCAAGAGCGAACAAGUGAAGAAGUUAUCAAGCUGUAUGCUGCGGGGGCUGUGGCUACCAAGUGUUGGUGUGGUGAAUACUCCAAUGCAGCCCAAGUUCUCGAAGAUAUUAGUCAGUAUUAA
Molecule: messenger RNA, 663 nt
Organism: Nannizzia gypsea CBS 118893
Lineage: Eukaryota; Fungi; Ascomycota; Eurotiomycetes; Onygenales; Arthrodermataceae
Product: serine/threonine protein kinase
Exons: 2
Coding region: 1-663 (220 amino acids)
Biological process (GO): protein phosphorylation
Molecular function (GO): ATP binding; protein kinase activity
Source: RefSeq, a predicted model, not a curated record